Fusarium mangiferae is the source of this 1500-nucleotide messenger RNA. RefSeq lists its product as uncharacterized. The record is from RefSeq and is a predicted model, not a curated record. The transcript is spliced from 4 exons. NCBI's taxonomy places the organism in Eukaryota, Fungi, Ascomycota, Sordariomycetes, Hypocreales, Nectriaceae. Bases 1 to 1500 code for a protein of 499 amino acids.
AUGGGCGGAGAAUCUGAGCGACGGUCUGGAGACGAUGACUCUGGUGGAGCUCUGAAGAACAUCGGCGACCAACUCCGACCAAAGAGUGAGGAUGAGGGGCCCUAUGAAGAGCCGAGAUAUUCUAAGACCGAGGACAAGAAGCCGAGAUAUUAUCCUCCAGCAGACGCGACCAUGACUGAUGUCUUUGAGACUGUGAGAGCGUCUGAGCAUCAACCCAAGCAAAACCCUGGGGUGAUUGGGCGUAUCACCCAGUCCCUGAACCCAUUCGGCGCCUCAGAGCCUUCUGCAGUUCCCGAGAGAGUGAAUGAGAAGAAGCCGAGCCACAAAUCAGAAACCUCAAGAGAAAAGAAACUUCAAAAGGAAGUAACCCAGCUACGAACUGAGAAGAUUUCUCUGAGCACGAGUCUCAAUAAUUUAACAAUCAAGUUUGAUUUACAAACCAACGAUCUUAAUGGCAAAAAGCGUCUCAUCAAGCAAUGGGAAGAUUGGAAAACCCAGUCCGACGAGCACUGGCGCAAACGAGGAGAGGAACUCAGGAAAGCACAAGGAGCUUACGAUCGCUUGUUUGAUGACUAUAAAAAGCUGAAGCGGACAAAAGAAGACCUCGAAACCGAGCUUAACGAGGAAAGAGAUGUGAACAAGACUCUGAGACAGGAUAUCCAGAACCAAGAGGUCGUUGUUACUGAGGCGCAUUCGAGGGCUAUAUCACUGCUGGCAGGCCAUGUCUCAAGCGACUUUCCUGACGACCAGGUUCGAACUGAACUACAGGACCUGUUUGAGAAGUGCUCUGAGUGGUGUAUAGACAAUCGCUUGCCGCUGAUCGAAAAGGCGGAAGAGACACGGAGCCUCAUGCUGGCUCAAGGCAUCAUGAACGACCUAGAUUGCGAGGAGCAUCUAAGAUUUGACGUGACGCACAGAACAGCUACAGCGGUGUUGCUCCAGGCUGCACUAACAAAGACGCUCAUGCAGACCUUUCUCGAAAACCCAUUCUUCCUAGGCCAACAUUACUUGAACAAAACAGCCCUGCAAGGAGGCGCCAGCACAGAAGCCACAGUGACGUGGAGGAUCCAGACUUGCCAAUACCUAGAGCAAGCAUUCCCCCCACACAACCAAGCAAUGCAAGCAUAUGCCGAGGGUUUCGCAAGAACCUACGAACCCCUCAUCGAGCCCCUCGACAGAGAAAGCCUCACGCAACUGACCAAGCUUUUUGCGACCACAUGCAGCCUUGCGCUAAGACUCUGGAAGCUAAGAACCAAUAUCCGCGUCGAGGCGCUAGGCGAUGCGACCCUCCAUCGGUUCCAGAGCAUGUUUGGCGACAUGGAGGCUCAUCCAACAGUUGGUCUCUUGAAAGGUGAUAAGCGGUUCGACAAUCGCCCGAUUUGUGUGGUAGUGCGCCCGCGGAUUGUCUCGGAGCCAGUGGAAUCUGAGAAUCGCGGGCGAGGCAUUGUCUGGUCGGCUGCGCAGGUUUGGGUGUCUAACUGGGAGGAUGCAGGGCCUUAG